Messenger RNA from Numida meleagris (helmeted guineafowl), 461 nucleotides. Its product is annotated as late cornified envelope-like proline-rich protein 1. Bases 42 to 365 code for a protein of 107 amino acids. NCBI's taxonomy places the organism in Eukaryota, Metazoa, Chordata, Aves, Galliformes, Numididae. The record is from RefSeq and is a predicted model, not a curated record. The transcript has a single exon.
UUCUAGAGCAAAGUAGGGAAAGCAGGGGCCGCGGUACCAGCAUGACCUCUCUCCCUCUCUUCCCACAGCUUUGCCAGCACUCCAGAAAGAUGUGCUCCCGUGGGUCCUGCCACAGCCACGAGACCUCCUGCCACAGCUCCCGCUCCUCCUGCCACGACUCGGAGCCCUCCUGCCAUUACACCAUCCAGAGGGUCCCUGUUCCCAAGUACUCCUGCGUGACGCCGUGCUGCCCCCCGGUGCAGACCUACUGCCCCCCAGUGCAGCGUUACUGCCCGCCGGUGCAGCGCUACUGCCCACCUGCCCCCUACUGCCCCCAGUACACCAAGAACAUCUGCAAGCUGCCACCACCGUGCCCCAAAUACUAGCUGCACCGGCUGCCUCCUGCUCACGACGCCCAACGCUUGAACCGCCAGAUCUCUAUUCCCAUGUGGGGUGAAUCCUUGAAUACUUCUUCUGCAAUU